UCAUAAAAAAGCGGAGACCGGGGGGAAGCGGCGGGAGCGGCACCGGCACUUUGCACCGCCGGAGCUGGCGAGAGGAUGUACCGGGGCUUGUAGCGGCUGGAACCGGAGCUUGGGAAAGGAUUUACCGGAGCUUACAGCGGCCAAGCGGCACUUUGAACCAAAGCAACCGGAGCCUGGGAACGGAUAUACUGGGGCUUAUAGCGGCGGAGUGGGACUUUGUACCGGCGAAACGGAGCCUGGCGACGAUGCACCGGGGGUUGUAGAGGGUUUUGUACCGGAGCAGUGGAGUCUGGGACGGAUACACCGGGGCUUGUAGCGGAGAGCCGCAGCCUGGAAAGGCUGCACCAGGACUUUGUACUGAGGAAUCGGGGCUUGUAGAGGCGCACCGGAGCCCGGCACGGACGGACCGGGAGUAUACAGCGGUGAACCGGAGCUUGUAACAGCGCACCGAGGCUUUGCACCGGCGGAGCGGAGCCUGGGACCGACACCCUGAGGCUCAUACCGGGACUUCCCGCCGCACAGCAGACCGGAGCGGGACCCUUGCACCGAAAGACCACCCUUGCAACCCAAACCGGCGAAGAGAGGAGCGGCUCCGGGGUGGUGGGAAGGGAAGCGUUUGCUCGGUCGCCCGGGAUGCCGGUCGCCUGACACCCCCCCCCCUCCCCCCGGCAGCCUUGGCGUGGCGGGGCGGCCCCCGCGCCCCAGGGGCCAUGUACCAAGGCUUCCCCGGUGACUACGACUCGGGAUCCCGCUGCAGCUCCUCUCCCUCGGCCGAAUCGCAGUACCUGUCCUCGGUCGACUCCUUCGGGAGCCCGGCGGCGGCGGCGGCCGCUCAGGAGUGCAGCGGCCUGGGGGACAUGCCCGGCUCCUUCGUGCCCACGGUGACGGCCAUCACCACCAGCCAGGACCUGCAGUGGCUGGUGCAACCCACCCUCAUCUCCUCAGUGGCUCAGUCACAGCCCCCAGGAGCACCCAUGGCUCACCCCCCUCCUGUCGAUCCCUACGACCUGCCAGGACCCAGCUACUCCACACCAGGCAUGGGCACUUUCCCCACGGCGCCGGCAGCGCCACCGGCACGUCCCGCUCGUGCCCGUCCCCGGCGCAGCCGCGAAGAGACGCUGACACCCGAGGAGGAGGAGAAGCGCCGGGUGCGACGGGAGAGGAACAAGUUGGCAGCAGCCAAGUGCCGCAACCGGCGCCGGGAGCUGACGGAUCGUCUGCAGGCGGAAACGGACCAGCUGGAGGAGGAGAAAGCAGAGCUGGAGUCGGAGAUAGCGGAGCUGCAGAAGGAGAAGGAGCGGCUGGAGUUCGUCCUGGUGGCCCACGCCCCCGCCUGCAAGCUCCCCUUCGAGGAUGUCGGCUCCUUGGGUGCCGGCCCCGCCGAGGUGAGCACCCUGGGCAAGGAAGAGCCGGCGGGGACCGUCGCCUUCCUACCCCCGGGUCCGUUCCAGCCGAGCGCCCAGGGCCCCUUCCCCAGCUGCUGCUUCGCACCCGGGGUCCCCUCAGGGCCACCUAACCCAUCCUAUACAUCUUCGUUUGUGUUCACCCACCCAGAGGGAGCCACCUGCGGAGCCUCGCAUCAGCGGAGCAGCAGCAGCGACCAGUCCUCGGACUCCUUGAAUUCUCCCUCGCUCCUCGCGUUGUGAACGGGGUCCCUCCCCCCCAAAAACCAAAUAACAGGCACCUCCUCCCUCCCCGGGUGGUGGGUUUUGGCUUCUCCCCCAUCCCUUUCCUUUGUCUGAACUGGUUGGCCCAGCAGUUGGGGGUGUUGGUGAGGUUGGAGAGCGGCUCGGGGCGCCCGGCUGCGGGGUGUCGGCGUGUCGGGAGGUGUCUGUGCUGUGUCUCCAUCGUUCCUGCAGCGUCCUGGCUGCUUCAGAGGUGUCUGUCCCCAUCUCAGGGGGGUUUUGUGCGGCGUCUCCGCCCUUUGGGAGACGUUCCUACCCGUUUUUUCACCACCCAGGUAAAGUUCCUGUGGUGUCUUCACCUUAGAGGUGUCUGUCCCCAUGUCCCCAUCGCCUCAUGGGGAUUCAUGCAGAGUCUCCAGCCCUUGGGAGAUGUUUCUGCCCAAAUUCCACCACCCGGGGAAGGUUCCUGUGGUGUCUUUGUCACCUUAGAGGUGUCUGUCCCUGAUCCCUACUGUCCCUCGGGGCUUCACAGAGGAUCUCCACCGCUUUGGAGACAUUCCUGCUCAACUUGCAUCCACCUGAGAAAGGUCCCUUUGUUAUCUCCAUUGCCUUAGAGUUGUCCAUGCCUGAACCACACCAUCCCAUGGGGCUUUAUGCAGCAUCUCCUUCACUUUGGAGAUGUGCAUGCUUGAUUUCCACCACCCUGGGGAUGUCCCUGUGGUGUCUCCAUCAUCUUAGAGGUGUCUGUCCCUGAUCCCCAUCACCCCAUGGGGAUUCGUGCAGCAUCUCCUUCACUUUGGAGAUGUCCAUGCCUGAUUUCCACCACUCUGGGAAAGUCCCUGUGGUGUCUCCAUCACCUUAGAGGUGUCUAUCCCUGAUCCCCAUCACCCCAUGGGGAUUCGUGUAGCAUCUCCUUCACUUUGGAGAUGUCUAUGCCUGAUCUCAAUCACAGCAGAAGGUCCUUGAGGCAUUUAUGACACCUCAGAGGUGCCUGUGCCUGAUCUCUGUUGUCCUGGGGAGGGUGUCUCUGUGCCAUUCCACCACUGGAGAUGUCCAUGCUGUAUUUCCCUCGCCCCAGGAAGGUCCCUGUGUCAUUUCUGUUACACUGGAGAUGUCUGGGUCAUCUCCAUCAUCCCAGGAGGGGUCCAUGUGGCAUCUCCUUCACCCUAGAGGUGCACAUGCCACAUCUCCAUCUCCCUUGGAAAGUCCAUCUGGCACAUUCAUCACCUUAGAGGUGCCUGUGCCACCAUCCCAUGGGGUCUUUACAGCAUUUCCACCACCCCAUGAGGAUCCUUGCAGCACCUCCACCACCCUGGAGGUGCCUCUGCCAAAUCCCCUUGGUGGGGGGUGGUCCAUGCGCCGUCUCCCUACUCCUACCCCUCCCCUCCCCCAUUCUCCAUAUCCCCAUCCCCUUUUGGAGGAGGUCCCAGCCCCACAGCUGAUGCUGGGCCUCCUGGUGUGCAGCACCCACAACGUUGGGUGAUCUCCCAUCCUGCUUGUGUCCCCCCCCCCCCCUUAAUACCCAAAUGUGAACGGCUCUGCCCCGUCCACCCUCCUUGCACGGGUCCCGCCGGUGGCUCCGGUGCCCCCAGCCCUGCGCCGUCCCUCCCUCUCUCUCUCGUGACCAAGCUUUGCCAGCCCUUGACUCUGUCCUCUCUCUCUAUUAUAUGUGUUUUUGUUGCGUGGGGCCACCCCAGCCCCUCGGGAGAUGUUUAAUUUUUUAUUAUUAUUAUUAAUAUUAUUAUUGCCUGUGCUGUAUUUGUGACUGUUCCAGGGCCCCCUCGGCCCCUGCGUCCGCGCUACACCCAUCCCAACGUGGCCAAU
Messenger RNA from Colius striatus (speckled mousebird), 3449 nucleotides. RefSeq names its product FosB proto-oncogene, AP-1 transcription factor subunit (gene FOSB). Gene Ontology annotation, molecular function: RNA polymerase II cis-regulatory region sequence-specific DNA binding; DNA-binding transcription factor activity, RNA polymerase II-specific. Gene Ontology annotation, cellular component: nucleus. Gene Ontology annotation, biological process: regulation of transcription by RNA polymerase II. The coding region runs from base 711 to 1646 and encodes 311 amino acids. The transcript is spliced from 4 exons. The record is from RefSeq and is a predicted model, not a curated record. Lineage: Eukaryota; Metazoa; Chordata; Aves; Coliiformes; Coliidae.